GGCAUCGGUGUUAGAGUUGGAUUUUUGGUGGUAGCGGUAACGGUGAUGGCGGAGACGAAGGCGAUUGGGGUGGUGGGUAGCGGGCAGAUGGGCUCAGGUAUCGCCCAGAUCGCUGCCGUCGCGGGUGUCGAUGUUUGGCUUCACGACUCCGACGCUCAAGCUCUCAGAAGAGCUAAAAAUUCCAUCUCCAGUUCCCUCCAGCGCCUUAUUGCCAAAGGCCACCUCUCUAAGGAAGUAGGCUCUGAUGCUCUGCGACGUCUUAGGUUUACCUCGAAUUUGGAAGACUUUCGAUCCGCGGAUGUUAUCAUUGAAGCGAUUGUGGAAUCAGAAGAUGUUAAGAAGAAACUAUUUUCUCAACUUGAUAGAAUUGCCAAGGCUUCUGCCAUUUUGGCUUCUAAUACAAGUUCUAUUUCUAUUACUCGCUUGGCUUCAGCUACUAUGCGUCCCUACCAGGUGAUUGGCAUGCAUUUUAUGAAUCCUGUUCCUACCAUGAAACUGGUUGAGAUUAUAAGAGGUGCGGACACAUCAGAUGAAACAUUUGUGGCAGUGAAAACCUUAUCAGAGCGGCUUGGAAAGACUGUUAUAUGCUCUCAAGACUACCCUGGAUUCAUUAUAAAUCGGAUUCUUAUGCCCAUGAUAAAUGAAGCAUUCUUCACUCUCUAUACUGGGGUGGCAACAAAAGAGGACAUUGAUGCAGGGAUGAAGCUGGGUACAAAUCAGCCAAUGGGCCCUUUAGAGCUCGCAGAUUUCAUUGGACUGGAUGUUUGCCUGUCAAUAAUGAAGGUCCUUUACGCUGGUCUGGGAGACAGCAAAUAUGCUCCAUGCCCUCUUCUUGUACAGUAUGUUGAUGCUGGUCGCCUAGGAAAGAAACGAGGUAUUGGUGUAUAUACUUACGGUAAACCACCAGAAGUUGUAAAACCAUCACCUCGUCUCUGAAUAACGAUAUGAGAUGGGCAGUGAAUCCUUUGAACCCUUGCCAUCCACAGAGAAAAUGAGGGAGUCUGUGUGUACACCUUCAAUAAGAUACCAGCACCCAUAGAACCAUUAACUUGACCAUGGAGCAGUCAAGCCAUGUAGUGAGGGGAAAUUAGACAGAAUAAAUACUUGAUCUUUCCUUGUG
Telopea speciosissima is the source of this 1120-nucleotide messenger RNA. Its product is annotated as 3-hydroxybutyryl-CoA dehydrogenase. The transcript has 4 exons. The record is from RefSeq and is a predicted model, not a curated record. NCBI's taxonomy places the organism in Eukaryota, Viridiplantae, Streptophyta, Magnoliopsida, Proteales, Proteaceae. Gene Ontology annotation, biological process: fatty acid metabolic process. Gene Ontology annotation, molecular function: NAD+ binding; oxidoreductase activity, acting on the CH-OH group of donors, NAD or NADP as acceptor. Bases 46 to 936 code for a protein of 296 amino acids.